Messenger RNA from Nomia melanderi (Alkali bee), 4033 nucleotides. RefSeq names its product peptide transporter family 1. Gene Ontology annotation, molecular function: transmembrane transporter activity. Gene Ontology annotation, cellular component: membrane. NCBI's taxonomy places the organism in Eukaryota, Metazoa, Arthropoda, Insecta, Hymenoptera, Halictidae. Gene Ontology annotation, biological process: oligopeptide transport; transmembrane transport. The record is from RefSeq and is a predicted model, not a curated record.
UAUUGCUUAACCGCGUUGCAACGGUUUGCGCGCAUUCUCGACGAAGGAAUAUGUGACCACAUUCGCAGACUUCUAGGUGUUAACAUUUUUCAUCGCGUUCCUGUUGAUGUUGCUCGCGCUAGGCUUCAACUAUCGUCGUUAUCUAUCGGGCGAUGCGUUCUGGAAAUAAAUACGACUGUAAUGACGCGAACGUCCGUGGCGUUCACGUGAAAGACACCGGUGCAGAUCAUCCGGACAAUGAAAGCGGCACAGAGGAGAAUCAAAAGAAGCUCAAGUACCCGAAGUCGGUGUUCUUCAUCAUCAGCAACGAGUUCUGCGAGAGGUUCAGCUUCUAUGGAAUGCGAACCGUGUUGACGUUGUACUUGACACAGCAAUUGCAAUACCAUAAGAACACGGCCACAGCGAUUUACCAUGCUUUCACGAUGCUGGCGUACUUCUUCCCCCUGUUCGGGGCGAUACUCGCGGACUCGCUGCUCGGCAAGUUCCGCACGAUCUUCUACCUCAGCAUCAUCUACGCCAUAGGACAGAUCCUCCUAGCCCUGACUGCCGCACCUCCUAUAGGACUCCCUUCCAGAGAGUUCUCGAUAUUCGGUCUGGUGCUGAUUGCCCUGGGGACAGGCGGCAUAAAGCCUUGCGUGUCGGCGUUCGGCGGCGACCAGUUCAUCCUGCCUCAACAGGAACGAUAUCUGUCCACGUUCUUCUCCAUCUUCUACUUCUCCAUCAACUUCGGCUCGCUGAUCUCGAGCUUCCUCACGCCUGUGCUUCGCAGCAACGUCGAGUGCUUCGGCAACAGCACCUGCUACUCGCUGGCGUUCCUGGUACCGGCAGUCCUCAUGACCCUCUCGAUCGUGAUAUUCCUGCUCGGAAGACCCAUGUACAGGAUAAUAAAGCCUAAAGGAAACGUUAUCGUGCAAGUGACCAAAUGCAUCUCCCACGCGAUUUACGUGAAAACGACGUCAAAGUCGAAACGAGAACAUUGGCUGGAUCACGCCGACGACCGGUACGAGAAGUCGAUGAUAAGCGACGUGAAGGCAGCUCUGCAGGUGAUGAAGCUGUUCAUUCCUAUACCGAUCUUCUGGGCGUUGUUCGAUCAGCAGGGCUCGAGGUGGACGCUGCAGGCGUCGCAGAUGAACGGCGAGAUCGGUAGCUGGGUGCUAGAGCCGGACCAGAUGCAGGUGAUCAAUCCGCUGCUGGUCCUCGCGUUCAUCCCUCUGUUCGAGACCUGCCUGUACCCUCUUUUGGCGAAGGUCGGCCUUCGCACACCCUUGAAGAAGCUCACGAUAGGCGGCCUGCUUGCUGCUCUGUCCUUCGUCGUCUCGGCCGUCGUCGAAAUUCAACUUGAGCCAACGUAUCCGGUCUUGCCGUCGCAAGGUGUGGGCCAGGUGCGAAUCUUCAACACCCUCAACUGCCCCGUGGAUCUGACAAUACAGGGAUCUCCUCACCACCUCGACACAAUGAGCAUGUGGGUGGACAAGAACAUCACAGUGACGGGCAAGAAAGAAUUGUCGUACAGCGCAGACUUCUCGAAGUGCGGCGACAAGUUCGAUGCCCCCACUGCGAAGGGAAACAUCUUCGCGGUGGAGCAGAAUGCAACGUCUUGGGUGAUCACGCCUCAAGGUAUCUCCUACAGUUACUCAGACUCGGUGACUAAAUCGAAUUUGGGUUUGCCGCUUCUGCGGGUCGUCGGGUCAACGGACUCAAAAGUGACUGUGUAUAUCCGGAGAGAUGAGAAUCUUGCUCUGAACACAACCAUAACCAAUGAAACGAAAAGUGUCGAGAAAUUAAAGGAACUCAAGCCUGGGACAUACGGUGUUUGGAUAGACAACGACCAAGUGGUGAAAGAACUACCCUUGAAACUCGGCGGGGUUUACACUCUGCUCAGCCAUUCGUUCCCAGGUGACAGGGCAGUUAAGCUGAUAACCGUCACCGAGCCGAACUCGGUGCACAUGCUAUUGCUGAUACCUCAGUACUUGCUGCUGACUAUGGGAGAGGUGAUGUUCUCCGUGACCGGGUUAGAGUUCGCGUUCACACAGGCACCGUCCAGCAUGAAAUCCUUGCUGCAGGCCAGCUGGCAGAUGACGGUGGCCGUCGGUAAUCUUAUCGUCGUCAUCAUCGCUGAAGCGUCUUGGUUCGACAGACAGAUGUACGAGUUCCUCCUGUUCGCUGCGCUCAUGUUCAUCGACAUCAUCGUAUUCGCCGUGAUGGCGAGAUUCUACAAGUACGUCGAGGAACCUGAGGCGCAGUCCAUCGCGGAGGAGAUUCGCUUGGACGACAAAUACGGAACACUUAAUCCGACCUACAAGGACGACGAGAAGCAAAGUUAGCUGUCGAAGCGAGACGUGUAAAGUUGCAUGAUCUGUGAACUGUUGCGUGUUUGCUUCCAUGGGUUGUCACGGUCGUUCGAGGUGCAGUUGAAACAAAACUGGAGUUUCAACGAGCUUCGCACAUCCGAACGUCACUCGGAAGACUGCCUGAUCGAUUGGAGGUGUUCGCAAGAUCCCUUGGGGAUCCCUGUGAACAACUCGCGUCUUCGAUGUUCGACUUUACCCUGUUUCAAGGGUAGCAGAUACGAGGUUGAACGACAUGCUACAGAUUUUCUAUCGCGUUAUCAUUGAAAUUACAAGUUUUCAUUGAACUGAUUUUCAGAAAGAAUUCGCUGGUUCGGAUAUCGCGACUCGCCAGCGAAUUUUAUGCAUUAAUACCACAUAGGAUUCUCUAAAUUUUAUUUCAUGAGACUGUUACCUCUCUUGGAGCUUUCUCGAACCAUUAAUACUUAACACUGGACCAUCAAAUUUGUAAUAUUGUAAUAUUCCAUUAGGUAAUAUGUAACACGGUAUCUCUCGUGUUUCAAUUGUCUUAUCUUCGGUUCAGCUGUAGGUCAAAUAGAAUGGAAACAUGUAGUAACUAAUUAAAUACUCCGCGCCUCCAAUCUAAUCGCUCAGACGCGUCGAAUUUGUACAUAAAAAUUUGUAAUUGUAAGUGAUGAAAGUAUUUUUAUACGAAAAUGGAAACGCUGCCGAAUAAAGGGUGUUGGAAAAAACUAAGGCUCUGCAGUUCUGUAACGCUUCUCGGACUCCGAUACUUCGAUAUAUCGAGACGCGACAGACAGUUCGGGACGAGGGUUCUUUACAAAAUAAACAAUUUAUUUAGUAAAAUAAUAAUACAUUAUUUAUCAUUUAUAUAUAUAUUACACCAGUUUCGGAUUAAUGGAAGAACGAAAAUAACGGUGGUAACGUGUAUACAUUUACGGAACAUACCGCGAACAUGAAUCGCAAUGCUCUUCAUUGCGCCUAUGCUACAGCUCACGACACAUACAAUCAUGCUACAAAUCACUAUACAAUAGUCUAUUUGUACACAGAUUGUCCUUCCAUAGUGUCCCUUCUAUAAAAUUUAACGAAUUCAUUUAAUAGACGAUGCAGUGCUGUAAAGGCAUAGAAAGGCUAACGAUAAAUUCAUGCCGCUGACCCGUAUCAACCUUUCGCUCGCUACCCCUAGCAAAGAGUCUCGUAUAAUUCAGGACAAUGAAUAAUAAAUAAUAAAUAAUAAAGAUUCUUAUCUCUUCGCCGUGCAUGAAAUAACAAUUCUGUACACUGAACGAAAACUGUACAAAGCGUGUAAGAAAAUGUUCAUCGUUUCCAAUGUUUCGAAGAGGAAAAAGAUUGACAAGGGGUUAACACCUAGAACGACCAGACAUUUUUAUUUUCCAAGUGUCGAGACGUUUCGCGUAUCGAAAUCGCGAAGAUACUUUUCAGGGAAAUUGUCAAAUAAAUUCGCGUGUACAGAUAUAAAAUGAAGAAACGUUUCGAAUAUCGAUAAAUCUGUUAUUUUGAUUUGUAUACGAAAUGAUAGAUAAGUCAAUCUAAUUGAUCGGUAGCGUACCGAUGUCAAAGGUGAACAACUUUCGAAACAAUGAACUGCCAGGGGUAGCACGAUUGAUUCUCCAAACAGACAAGUCAUUGGAAGUUACGUUUCGUUUUGUAGUAUCCGACAGAUUACUGGAAAAGUGUAAGUAGUGUAAUCCUUGCUCUGGAUA